AUGAGCGAUACACCUACGCGCAAGACUGAUCUUCGUGUGAUAAUAGUCGGAGGGUCUGUCGCUGGCCUGACGUUGGCACACUGUUUAGCGAACGCAAAUAUCGAUCAUAUAGUACUCGAAAAGCGCGCUGAGAUCAGCCCGCAAGAGGGAGCGUUCCUAGGCAUCUGGCCCAAUGGAGGCCGAAUCUUUGACCAGCUGGGCGUCUAUGCAGACCUGGAAAAGUGCACGGUGCCAAUACACAAAAUGAGGGUGCGAUUUCCAGAUGGGGUCUCCUUUAGCAGUGAGCUGCCGAGGCAAGUCCAAGAAAGGUUUGGAUAUCCGAUUAUAUCUCUCGAUCGCCAGAAAGUCCUGGAGAUUCUCUACAACCGCUACCCGGCCAAGUCCAACAUUCACGUCAACAAGAAGGUGACUGAGAUUCGACAAACCGAACGAGAAGCCCAGGUGCUCACAGCCGAUGGGGCCGUAUACAAAGGGGAUUUGGUCGUUGGUGCGGAUGGGAUACACAGUGCAGUGCGUGCCGAGAUGUGGCGCCAGGCCAAGGAUCUUGUUGGUCGGCGAGAUCGACAAGACGUUAAUCAUGAGAUUGCAGCAUUCACUGUCGAAUAUGCAUGUGUUUUUGGAAUUUCGAGCCCUAUCUCCGGCCUGGAGAGUGGGGAGCAUGUUAACUCUUACUCGAAUGGGCUCUGUGUGAUCACCUUCCAUGGUAAGGAUGGCCGUGUUUUUUGGUUUAUCCUCAUCAAGUUACAGAAGAGGUUUAUCUACCCAUUUACUCCGCGCUUUUCAGCCAGCGAUGCGGCCAAGAUUUGUGCCGAGUAUGCUAAUGUACCGGUCUGGGGGGAUAUAUGCGUGAGAGAUCUCUGGGGGAACAAGACGUCGGUCUCCAUGACUGCGCUGGAAGAGGGCCUGCUGGAGACCUGGAGAUUCAAGCGCGUAGUCCUGCUCGGUGAUAGCAUCCACAAGAUGACGCCCAAUAUCGGGCAAGGUGCCAAUACCGCAGCAGAAGACGCAGGAGUGCUCGCAUCUCUGCUACAAAGACUAUCGACUUCCGACUCGUCGGCCACGAGUUGCACAAUAGACGCCGUGCUCCAAGAAUACGCCUCGCUGAGGUACGAGCGCGUGAAAAGCACAUACCAACGUGCGUACUUUGGCGCCAGGCUGCACACGAGGGACGACGCGCUCAAGGCCUUUGUUGGCCGCUACAUCUUUCCUCGCUUCAGGCAGCAGGUGCUUGAGAGAACGUCGCAAGCCAUUGCAGGUGCCCCUCAGGUGGAUUUCCUGCCCACCCCGAAGAGGACGGGCCCUGGAUGGAGCGACUACGCCGGGAGCCCAGAGGUUGGCGCACCGACCCUCCCUUGGCUGGUGAUUUCGCUACCAGUUUUGGCUUCAAUGUUAUGUUAUCUAGUCUACUCUAGCGUAUUUGUCACGCCAAUUUUUCCUUAG
This is a messenger RNA of Aspergillus nidulans FGSC A4, 1440 nucleotides long. RefSeq names its product FAD-dependent oxidoreductase. Gene Ontology annotation, cellular component: membrane. Lineage: Eukaryota; Fungi; Ascomycota; Eurotiomycetes; Eurotiales; Aspergillaceae. Gene Ontology annotation, molecular function: monooxygenase activity; FAD binding. The record is from RefSeq and is a predicted model, not a curated record. The transcript is spliced from 4 exons. Gene Ontology annotation, biological process: terpenoid biosynthetic process. Bases 1 to 1440 code for a protein of 479 amino acids.